UUGAACUUUGAUCUUGGGCCACUAGAUGGCCAGAAAGCGUUCUACUAGAAAACCCAGUAACCGAAUUUCGAAUAUACACACACUGCGUAAUUCUUAGUCGGAUAGGCGAUAAACGUCAAGCAUGUGUAUCCAAUUUAUUUUGGUUUUGUAUGGACGAGUUGCAACGUGCUCGUUCGUUUAAAAAGCGAAACGAUGGUUUUGUCAACAAAGGAAAUACUUGGAUCCUGCGCAAACUGAUAUACGUCGAGAUUCCUGCGCUUCAGUGGACGUCGCCGGAAAUCCCCGCGAAAUGCUUUUGGAGUAACAAAGAGCAGGUUAACGAUCAAAGGAAAUUCGUGGGCCUUUUGAAUUAAAGGGAAUCAAUUCGAGAAACAUGGGAGCGAAAGAUGAUUGCUAUUUCGUAUUGGAACGAAUUAAUGUGCCUGGCGUGAUUAUUCUCGAUAAACCCGACCACACAUACACUUGUGGCAGAGCCAAGGAAAAUCAGAUAGUAUGCAUUAGUCUGGCCGUCUCAAGGCGUCAUUGCAUAUUUUUUCAUAGGAAAAAUGAAUUAUAUGUUACCGAUUUAAAGAGUUCCAACGGUGUGUUUAUAAAUGGAGUCCCACAGCAACCGUACCAAACGACCAAGUUAAAUCCAAACGAUGUCAUUGGAGUGGGUUGUUCUGGUUUUGAUAAUAUGGAUGAAACCAUGUUUGCAUAUAAAUUACAUUUAAUUGCGCAACCACAAAUAGUAGUGCAAAGCCUUGCAGAACCAUCCUUGAAUCAUAAAACUGCAUCUUCAAAAUGUAUAACGAACGAUAAAUCCGAUCAUGCCAUUAAACGUAAGAGGGAACAAAAAAAUUGUGAUACGAAUGUUGUUCCAAAUAAGAUACCGAAACUGCUGGAUCGUUUAGAAUCUUGUUCAAAAGAAGCAUCUUUAAAAGAACACAGCAAUGCGGUGGACGAUAAUGAUCUUGAAAUAGUUCACGUUUCAUUUAACAAUAAUGUGUUGGAAUCUGAUAGACUCGUAAAUUCAAUGAAUUCCCAGUUGAGUAAUACGAGCAGCGGUAGUAAGGAAAAGCAAAAUGCUCUUAGUAGUUGUAAAGAUACGGAUCAAAGUAGCAAGAACACCUUUCAGAAUGUAGCCAAAUCUAUGGAAAGCAAUUUAUUGAAUAAUAAAAAUAAAGAGAAUCUAGCAAAUAGCCGUAAUUGUUGCAAUGUGCAGUCCGAACACAGAAUAGGAGAUACUAGUACAAAAGCAGUAAGCAUAGAAAAUAGAAAUUAUGACUCGAAAGUAAACUUAAAGACUUCUGAAAGUGAGAAGACUGAAACGUUAUCUCCUAAAGUUCCUUCAAGUUUUGUAAUUACUGGUGAUAACGCAAUAAAAAUGGAAGAAGAAUUACAAUUGACAGAUGUAGAUGAAAGUAUAUUUUGGAAUUCCUCGAAUGAUGUACCGCUUGAAUCUCCAAUCAAACUGAAAAAAAUACAACAUGUACCGAAAACGAAAUUUUCCGAGGAGGACGUUGUGAAAUUAAGCGACAGCGAAGACGAUGUUUUCCCGUGCUCUCAGUUAUUUGACAUUAGAUUUGGCAUGAACGCGUCGGUUAAACACGAGAUCAAAGAAGAAGCCGUAGAAAUUGAAAACGAGAGAUUCAGUAUGCUCGACGAUGAAGAUUUAAUCGUUUCUUUGUCCGACAGCGACGACGAAGACAAAAAUUGGUUACGUAGAUUAUCUCGUAGUCAAACGCUCAACGAAGAUGAAUUUAAUAGGGAAGUGAAAGACGACAGUAUAAAGAAGGAGGAUGCGGAUGUACAGAUUAUUGAUCUUGAAGAUCUCUGUAGCGGAUCGGAUAUGUCUGCAGAUAAAUCACGAUCGAGUAUAAACGAGAAGAUCAAAGCAGAAAAGGAAACGAAAGAAGACAAGUUUGCCCGGGAAAAAGAUGAAGAGACUUCCUUGCAAAGUACGAGGAGUGCAAACGAAAUGGACGUAACGAGCACUCGUCUGAGAAAGUUAGAAGUCGAGUCCAGGGAUCGUGUCGCGGACACGUUAAACAAAUCAAUCGACGGUAAUGCAAUUAACCGUGAGAGCGCGACAUGUUCGGAGCCAGCCGAAAAGAAAAAUUUCAGUUCGAGUAAGCAUGGAAUCGUGGGUCGUGAUCCUUUAAUAGGCCAUUCAACGGAAUCUGCUACAGUUGGCUUAAAGAAGAAGUCUCCCGAGAAAAGGAUAACUCAGAUAGAACCGUUGCAUUUGGCUAGCAGAAGAAGAAACGCCAUGGGUGGCACUAGUAAAAUUAUACAGGCUUCCGAGAGACCUGCGAAACAAAAAUUAUCUACUAUAGAGAAAAAAGAAUUGAGAGAUAAGGCUAAAAUAGAAGAAUAUAUGCACGCUAAAGAGCAGAAGAACCGAAAAGUGCUCAACAAAUGGGCAGGCUGCCUUCCGCCGACUAAGAAGAAGAUGGUUAGUCCGCUUACCAAGGAGGAGAAGAAAGCAUUGGCGGACAGUAGGAAGCAAAGGUUAAAGAAACUCGCCAUGGAGGAAAAGCAAUCGUCCUCGGAGAGCAAUCGGGAGAAGAAGCGUAUCGCUAACAAACCGAAGGCAAAAGUGUCUAUGAAGACGCGAAACGAUUUGCUGAUAGAAGCCGCACUUUCCGCAGCGAAACCGGAGGAAACGAAGGAGAAGUCGAAAACUUGCAACGAUCCUACGGUAGCAAAUAAUAGUUCGAGUCCGAAAACACUUAAAGAUGCAAGUAAAAGUACGAGCAAAGAUCUAUCGACGCACCUGCAAAACUCGUUGAAUCUCAACAGUGUUGGCAAGAUACCGAAAAAAAGCAGCGUCGCUAAAGCUACCGCGAAUGUUCCAGUUCAGGAAGCCCUGGAAGAUCGAACGUUGGCGAGGAUAAUGAAAGACGUAUUGGAUAUUAGUCCGAAGGAAUCAGAAGCGAGAAAUAAAUCAAAACCAGAAACGACUGCACCUGCACUGCCACCGCAGAACCGUCCCCUCCCCACCGUUACCUCAACGACAAGCAUAAAAUCCCCGGGUAAAAGAUUAAAGAAGCGCGUGUCCUUUUCCGCGGUGAUCAAGACUGUACGCGAGUAUCAAAUCGAGGAGACGAAUGUUCUGAAGAAACUCGUGGGCAAAGAUGCACCCCUCCCUACGAGAGUGAUGAAACAAGUAACGGAAACCGACAAGACGAACCAAUUUUUGUUACGUAUCUUCUCGUGGAAUCCAGUUUGGCUAGAGGAGCAACAGUAUUUAAACACGAUAGCGCCCGUCGUCGCGGACGAGGAGCUCCACGUGACGCUCACGCAUUACAAAUCCUACGAGGAAUACUACAGAAUCAUGGCGCCUCUUUUAUUGCUAGAAAUUUGGCAUGGAAUAACGAAAGAAUUUCAGGCUAUCGAUCAAAAUCGCAGACGACCCACGCUUAUGUGUUCCAUCGUUGAGAACUCGAUUCAAAUGAGUAUGCCUUCGCCGAAUGUAUCUUUGACGACCUUGAUGCUCGAGGUACUAGUCACGAGGGAGGAUCUGCAGAAACAGGCGUAUCCUAAUUACGGGGACUUGGUGUUUUUCGAGUAUACCAGAAAUCAAGACAAGGGGCAAACGUUUCACAAAGUGUUCGCGUACGUGAACGACGUUCACCAGACCGUGCUGACGGAAUGGACCCAUUACAACAAGGAGCUGAAGAACUAUGUGAAAAAGCCGCACGUCUUAAUAACGUACACCAUGUUAACGAAGGCUUUGGAACCGAACGUUCUGGUAAAUCGAGUGAAGCGAAUGAGAAGCGUGACCUAUCUACGCUCGACGUUGCGGUUGGUGCAGGCCUUGGAAUACCUUCCCAAGUCGCCGGUGAUGAGCUUGAUCUUAAGCCCGAAGAUCGAACAGUACCGUUUGCCGAACGUGUCGACGUCGGAACAGUUAAUCACCAAAGACAAAUUGAAUCCGAAACAGUUGGAGGCCGUGUUCAAAGUGACCGAGACCAUAGUACAAAAACAGUCGAAGCUGUGCUUCAUUCAAGGUCCACCGGGUACCGGAAAGUCUAAGGUCAUCGCGAAUAUAGUGAGCCAAGUGCUCUACGGGAACAAUAGGUACACGAGUAGCGGGAGUUCGUUGAAGAUACUAGUCUGUGCUCCGUCGAACGCCGCCAUCGACGAGAUCACUUUAAGACUGCUGCAGAUCAGGUCCACCAUAAGCCACAAACGAUUCCGAAUGGUUCGAAUCGGUCGGUCGGAGGUGAUGCAUCCCGUCGUGAAGGACAUCUCUGUCGCCGAGCUGGCCAAGCGAGACAUGAAGAAGACCACGACUAACUCGAUGAGCAUUCCGCUGGAAAGCGUGGAGGAGGAGAAGAGUCUGUUGGAGUCGAAGAUGAACGCGCUGAAAUGCGAGAUCGCGAGUACACAGAAGAUGGACGAGGCUUACAAGAAAUACCUGAGAAUGAAACUGGCGGACAUGGCCACCAAGUACGAGCUGCUGAAGAACCGCAGGCCCUUGAACGAAAUGAACUCGAAGGAGUUCGCGAGGAUACAGCGGGCCGCUGAGAACAGAAUCCUGGCUUACGCGGAUAUCAUCACUUGCACCCUGUCCUCCUGUUACAACAAGCAAAUGGAGUCUCUGUUCGUUACCAGUAAGAAAGGAAUAUCGGUGUGCAUCGUGGACGAGGCGACGCAGAGCACCGAAGCGGAGAGCCUGAUACCGUUGAUGCUGGGCGUGAACACGCUGGUGUUGGUAGGCGAUCCGAAUCAGCUACCCGCCACAGUGAUAAGUCCACAGGCGAAGAGGUUCGGACUGGAUCAGUCGAUCUUCUCCCGGGUCCAAAACGCCUUCGAGUUCACUCCGAACAACCCGAUCAUCAUGCUGGACACUCAGUACAGGAUGCCACGCGAUAUCUCCUCUUGGCCGAAUAAAUUCUUCUACGCCGGCAAACUGAAGACCGCGAUACCGCGGAACGAGGAGUUUCCGUUUCACUCGUACAGAAUUUUCAAUCUGAAUACAAGCCAGAACAACGAUAACUUUUCGAAUACCGACGAAGCACAGUUCAUAGCCAAUAUGAUAUACUCGAUGUUGACCUACGCCAAUCUGGAGAAGUGGGAGUCUAUUACAUUUGGUAUUCUCACGCCGUACAACAAUCAGAAAACUGUGAUACAACAUAAAAUUAACGAGAAGAUUUCGUCACGGCCGGAGAAUUUUCGUAAAAAGAUGAAGUUCGAAGUAAAUACGGUCGAUGGGUUUCAAGGACAGGAACGCGACGUGAUAAUCAUGUCCUGCGUACGAAGCCACAAGAUCGGAUUCCUAUCCGACAGGCAAAGACUUUGCGUUGCCCUGACCAGGGCGAAACACAGUCUGAUAAUCUGCGGUAACUUUGGUGUCUUCAAUAAGGAUAUCAUGUGGAAUUCCUUGCUGUCGGACGCAAAAUCACGUAAAAUAUAUUUUAAUGUUAACGCUCGAGCGGAACCUCAGGAAAUACGACAACACGUUGUUAAGAAACCUAGUUUUUAAUACCUUCUUUUGUAUAUUUCCAAGCCGUACGUUAUUAAGUACGUUUCUUGUUCUCUUGUGAAAACUCUGUAUUGUAGAUUAUCAUUUCCUUUUCUAUGAUAUUGCUUUUUUAAAAAAAGAAAAUUAAUUUUUAUAAGAAAAUGGAGUAAACAUUGU
Nomia melanderi (Alkali bee) is the source of this 5629-nucleotide messenger RNA. RefSeq names its product probable helicase senataxin (gene Setx). Gene Ontology annotation, molecular function: helicase activity; protein binding; transcription termination site sequence-specific DNA binding. Gene Ontology annotation, biological process: termination of RNA polymerase II transcription. Lineage: Eukaryota; Metazoa; Arthropoda; Insecta; Hymenoptera; Halictidae. The record is from RefSeq and is a predicted model, not a curated record. Gene Ontology annotation, cellular component: nuclear body.